GCUAGCUAUUCGAUAAGUAAAAAUAUCUUAAAAUAACAUUCUUUAUUAAUCAUUCUUUUUUUGAUUUUCUUAGCAUACGUUUUGUAUCUUAAAAGUGUAACAACUAUUAAAUAUAUUUAUAACUAGUUUAUAAAAUAGAAAAUUGAUAUAAUUAUGAAAAUGACUGGUCGAUAAUAACUUUUGGAUCAAUAAUUUGGAAGUUUUUAACAUUCUUAUACCUAGACGGAGGAGAGGAAAGUUAUCAAGUAGGAAAAUAUUUCAUUUAUAAUACAUACAGUAGAGAAUUUAUAGAAAAUGUACUGAUGUCUUAUCACACAUUUGAAUCAAUUAAAGGGAUGAACAUUCAGUUAAAUGAAGAAGACAUCUAUAAUUUAUCGAAUACCUGUCAUUUUGAAAAUAUUAUGUUAGAUUCAAAAUUUAAAUCACUAAUAAAAUAUUCACAAAAAAUUGAAUCUUUGCAAUGCGUAAAUGGUAUAAUUGUGUAUAAUCUAUUAACCGAAAUAAAAGAGGAUUUACGGACAAAUAAACCACAAAGUUUUGGUGAACCAAGUAUUUAUACAAAUGCUAUAAAUAUUAUGUCGAGAAUGUUAUCAGUAUUACUUUUUGGACAUUCUUUUGCUCACAACUGGUUGUGGAAAGCAUACAUAGCCGUACGUGCAGCUGAUAGUUGGCCUUAUUUAAUUUUUUCAAAUUACACCAUAAAUUUUGAACAACAUGAAAAUGAUAUAGUAAACUAUUUAAAACUUUGUCAAAAAAACUACUAUUUACCCAACAUAGUAGAUAUACGACAUCCGCACUUUUAUAAAACUCUUGGUAUAUCCAAUGUGUACGACUUUAUUAAAUCUUAUUAUGAAGAUAAUUCCACCUAUUUAACUGUACCACCGGAUAAUGUCACAAACCUAAGCUCAAUAUAUUUUUAUAACUCCGCUUUUCAUUUUGAUUAUUUAAUAUUAGCUGAUUAUUUUUACAGAGAAAAUACACUAUUUAGUUUAACAGAAAAAUUAGGUAUUGAUUGGACGGAAUUAAGUUAUCAUCUUCGUACAGAAAAAGCCAAAUUAUUAAUAGAUUAUCGUACUAUAGAGUGGGCACAAAAUCCUUUUAAAUUCAUCAAAUACCAUGACAUUAUACAUAAAACCGUUAAGAUUAAUAUUUAUUUAAACAUUUGGUUACAAUUAUCAUUAUUUAUCAAUGCAUUUGAAAUAGUCGAUAUAUAUUGUGAUAACAUUGAUAAAAUUAUUAGGUCCACAUUGUCUUGUCUCGUCACCACAUUCAUAGAUUUUUUAUGCAGUGAAGACCCGCUAUUAUGGUCAAUACAUUUCAAACUUAUCCAGAGAAAUAAAAAAUUUAACAUUAGAGAUUUCGAAGAAUUGAAGCCUACAUUGAAUAAACUAAAAAAUGAAAUUAUUAAUGAUAUAAACAUAAUAGGUAUUAACCAACAAGAAAUAUUAAAAGUUUUUAAAAACUCAUCACGAUUUCAAGUUUUUGAAAAGCUUGAUACCUUAAGUAUUUUCAAUGAAUUAGAUAGACUUCAAGCUUUGACCGACGAUAUUAAAAACUCAUGGAUUCCUGUUUUAAAUGAUAAAGAUUUAGCUGACAUCAGUCAUUUUGCUAAAACAUUUUUAAAAAAUUUUAUUUUAACCUUCAAAUUUGUGGGAAAUUUUGAAAAAUCAUUAAUUAUACUUAAAUUUAAUUUUAUGAAUUUCUAUAGUAAUGGGGCGUUAGAUUUAAAUACUACAUUUACUCCCAUUAAAAUUAAAUAUCAUAAUAUUUGAAAAUAAAAAUAUUUAUUUGGAAACUUUUCAAAAAAGUAAUCUUCUUAUUAUCUAUAAUUUUUAUAGCAUAUGUGAUAUAAAAUUACACAAAUU
Daktulosphaira vitifoliae (grape phylloxera) is the source of this 1865-nucleotide messenger RNA. RefSeq lists its product as uncharacterized. The transcript is spliced from 2 exons. The record is from RefSeq and is a predicted model, not a curated record. Lineage: Eukaryota; Metazoa; Arthropoda; Insecta; Hemiptera; Phylloxeridae. Bases 303 to 1772 code for a protein of 489 amino acids.